This is a messenger RNA of Paramecium primaurelia, 4441 nucleotides long. The record is from the annotation of a GenBank genome assembly. NCBI's taxonomy places the organism in Eukaryota, Ciliophora, Oligohymenophorea, Peniculida, Parameciidae.
UAUGGCAGAUAAAAAAAAAUAAUAACAAUAAGAAGAACUUGAACCUAUAGUUUAAUAGGAAAGUUUAUAAUUUAAACCAGGAGAGUAUUUAGUGCACAUUCUGUUGUAAUAAACAAGAGCAUUAUAAAAUCCUAAUGACAAUGAAAGUACUAUAGAUCCAUUAAUUCAAAUUGAAACAAUGGAUUAGAAGAAAUUCAGUUCUCAAAAGAAGGGAACUGGAUCAAAUAGUACUUUAGUAUGGAAUGAGCAUUUCUAUUUCAAAAGAUCUUUUUCAAAUGGUUGGUAAAUUUAAUCUUAGCAUGUGAAAAUUUCAGUAUUAGAUCACAAAGUAUUUGGAAGGAAUGCAGUAGUAGGAAUCUAUGAAUUAGAUUUCUCAACUAUUUAUAUGAUGGAUAAUCAUGUAUUAUUACAUAAAUGGUUGGUAAUGAAAUGAAUUAUAUAAUUAAUAGGGAUUGAUUAAUCCAGAGAAAGACUUCAAUAAAAUAACUGGAUAUUUAAAAAUGAGUAUUAAUGUAGUACAUGAAUCAGAUAAAUAAACUACUUUAAUAAUGGAUAAUGAGAUUAAGGAGAGAGGAAAGAUAGAGGAAACAAAAAAUAAUCUUUUUGCUGAAGGUGAAUUACUUUUACCUCCUCAUAUUCAAACAAAAGGACAAUAAUUAAAAAUUACAUUAGGUAGAGCUAGUAAUUUAAUGAAAAUGGAUUCAAUGUUGGGAUCUAUUGAUCCAUAUUUAUUAUUUGAAAUUGGUGGUUAAGAAAUUUAAACUGAUUUGAUUAAAAAUCAAAAUGCUCCAAAUUGGGAAUUGAAUCUAUUUGUAAAUAUAUUGAAAAUAAUAAUUAUUAGUUACCUGUAAUGACGCCAUGUUAAAGUGAAUAUUUGAUAAUGAGAUUAUUUGAUUAUGAUAUGGGUGGAAAGGAUGAAAUAGCAGGUAGUUAAUUAUUUAAGAUCUCAGAAAUUUUAAGUGGUUAGGUAAUUUAUAUAUAUAUAUUAUAUUAAGUUAUAAUAACCUAAAUGGUAUCAUAUUUAUGGAGCACAUAUAGAUGCAGAAUCAGAUUAAAGAGUGUAUUUAUGUAGUCAUCCAGAUUUGGGAACUUGUUAUGCAGGUAGAAUAUUAUUAUCAAUGGAAUUGGUUGAUUCAGAAUUACCUAAAAAGGAUAAAUAAAAAAUAACUGAUUAAAAAACGCUUGAAAAAAUACGUGCAGAUGUAUCAUAUUAAUGGUCAUUUUAAUGUAUGGUCUAUUUUGCACUCAAUUUACCAGUAGAUGAUGAUUCAUAUUCUAUUAAAAUUAAAUGGGGAGAACAUGAGUGUAAAACAAGUUCUGAAAAAGCUAAAAAUGGUGUUGUUGAAUAUUAUAAAUACUUAACUAUUGAUAAUGUUAGAUUUCCAACUAAAGAAAUAUCAGAAUUACCAGAUGUUUUUAUAUAUUUAAUGGAUGGUGAUAAACCUAUAUGUUUUAAGAGAUAUAAAUCAUACAAUCUUAAUCCAACUGCUGAACAUCCUGAAGGACAUCAUUUUACAGUUACUUUAAUUCCUGAUAAGUCUCUCAAAAAUACACCUAUGGAUCAUCCUGGUAUUGUUAAAAUUAAAUUUCUAAUCUAACCUACAGGAGGACAAGCUAAGAUACAAUAAGUAGUUAAACCAUAAAGAGAUGCCAAUAGUUUUCUAUAUGUCAAUUUAUUCUAAGCUCAUGAUCUAGCACCUACUGAUAUGGAUGGUUUAGCUGAUCCUGUUGUUGAUAUACUCUUUUAUGAUUAAAAAUAGACUACUGUUUUGAUAAAUGAUACAACUGCACCUAUUUGGAAUACUCAACUUAAGAUGCCAGUAUAUAAAUUUGAGAACGAUUCCUUCCCUCCUAUUAUAUUGAAAAUAUUUGAUCAAGAUAAAGUUAGUAGAGAUUUUAUGGGAUAAUUGACUAUAGAUUAUUAAAAAGGAUUAAAGAAAGGAUUUAUUACUAAAAAUUAAUCUACUAUAACUAAACCUUAAUGGAUAGAUGUAUAUCUAUAUGGAAGUAAGGCUGGAUAAGUAUUGUUAUCUUGUAAUUAUAUUGAUAAUGCUACUAUAAAAAUACCAAAUUAAAUUAGUCCUCCUAGAAUUAAACAUUUCAUUAAAAUUAAAUUAUUGGGUCUUAGAAAUCUUAAAUCAUUUGGUCCAUUGCCUGUUACUAAAGCCUUUGCUAAAUUCAAUAUACAAUCAAUAAGAGCUAAGGAUGAACCUUUGUCAUUAAAUAAUGGAAGUGAAAUCAUUACAUAACCUAAAGAUGCUGGUCCUAAUCCUAAUAUAACUUCUAUAAUUUGUUUAGAGGUUAAUCUUCCUGAAGAUGAUGCUUUCAUGCCAAAAUUUAUUGGGAGUGUUCAUGAUUAUAUUCUAAAAGGACUCAUGUAACCUCUUAUAGGAUAAUUUUCAAUAGAUUUAAAAUUAUAGAAGUUAAAAACAUUGAAAUAAAUAGAAGAGAAAAAGGAUAUAGCAAAGAGAGUAUUAAAUGGAACAAUUUAAGUGGAUUAAAACAUAAUUCAUUUACCAAGUUUAGAUUUGGGAGUUGGAAUAAAGAUGGGAGCAUUGUUAUCUAUGGCUUCUGGAGAAUAAUUUAAUGAAGAAAUCAAUAAUUUAUUAACUUAAUUAGGAAUUCUGAGAAACAAUUCAAUUCAUAUGGAUUAGAUAAUUAAGUAUAUUGAAUAUGAUAAAAAUGAAGAAGAGGGUACAUUUUUUGAAGUAGAUAAACCUGAUAGCAAAUACUAUUUACCAUUAGGUUAUGAUACCUAAACAUAAAAAUCUUAGUUAUAUGUAUAAAGAAAGAAAUUAGGAGGUUAACAAAUACAAAAUAAAUCAUUAAAUUAAGUUGAAUUAUAAAUAAAAUCUUCUUAAUAAGGACAAUAAGGAUUAAUUAAAUCUAAUGUACAUUAUCGUUUAUGUUUACCAUGUCCAUUAGAAGAUACAGUAUUUAUGCAAUAGAAAGUUUUUGAUAUAUUUCCAUUAAGGAAAGGAAGUAUAAAUUUGAGAGAAGUAGAAAGUAUGGCUGAGAUAAUUUUGGGAGUGAAAGAGAAUCAAUUAAAUACUGGGAAAUUAAAAGGGUGGGUGGAAGUUAUAUCACAAUAAGAUUUGGAGAAACUAUAAGCAUAACCUGAAUUUAAAUUGAUUAAGAAUGAAUAUGAUUUUACAUCUGGUAAAAGUGAUACAAAUUUAACAGAUAAAGAAUUAGUAGUGAAAAAUUAAGUUACCAUUAGAUUGUAUAUUAUUGAUUGCUCUAAUUUACCACCAAAAGAUUAAGAUUCUAUGUCUGAUCCAUAUUUAAAAAUAAGAUUGGGUAAAGAAUCUAUAGAUGAUGUUGAAAAUAAGAUAACAGAUAAUUGUAAUCCAUAAUAUUAUAGAAGAUAUGAUAUUACAACAGAAUUACCAGGUGCAUCUGAAUUAACAAUAUAAGUAUGGGAUUAUGAUGAUUUUAUGCCUGAUGAAUUAAUAGGAUAAACUGUAAUUGAUAUAGAGGAAAGAUAUUUUUAAUAAAGAUUCAGAUAAUUAAAAUAAAUACCUAUUGAAACUCGUUAAUUAAUACAUCCAAGUUCUUCUAUGCCAUAAGGACAAAUUCGUUUAUUUUUAGAAAUAAUACCAUCAAAAUAAACUUCAAUUCUUAAAAAUCCAUGGUUUAUUGAAUAAAGACCUAAAGCUAAACAUUUUAUAAGAUGUGUUGUGUGGGAUGUGUUAGAUGUACCAUCACAUGACGAUGAAGGAAGUUCUGAUCUUUAUGUUGUAGGAUAUGUAGAUUAAAAUUAGAAAUAAAAAACAGAUACACAUUUUCGUAGUUUUAAUGGAAAGGGUUCAUUUAAUUGGAGAAUGGUAUUUCCAAUAGAAUUACCAUAAUUACAAUAAUGUGUUUUAACAUUUUAAAUAUUUGAUAAAGAUAUAUUUACAUCUGAUGAUUUUAUAUCUGAUUGUUCUAUAGAUAUUACAGAAUUAUGUAGAAGAGCUUUUGAAAAUGAAACUAAUAUUAAAAUGUAUUCUUAAACUGAACCACCUUCUGAUGGUAUUCUUAAAUAAGAUGCUUAAACAAAAUAAACAAAUAAAGGAAUCUUAUAUGAAAAGAAUGUGAUUCAGACUAUAAAUACUGAAAAGGCAGGAUAUAAGAGUAAUUAAUAGAAUGGAAAAUUGGUAGUUUCAAUUGAAAUAGUUUCAGAAUAGUUUCAUAAUAAGAAUCCAGUAGGUUUAGGUAGAUCUUAACCAAAUCAUUCACCAGUAUGUCCUGAACCUACAGGUAGAAUAGAAUGGACUUGGAAUCCUUGUAAAAUGCUUGUAAGAUAAUAAUAAUUUAAUUUAUAUAGAAUUAAUUAUUGGGACCAAAGGCCAUAAGAUAUUUAUUAUUAGCUAUUUGUUUUAUGUUUGCUGGUUACAUGUUAGUGAUGCUAUUUCCAAUAAUAACUGGUAAUUUGAUGACUAGAAUAUUUACAGGUUGA